AUGAUGAGUAGUACUCAGUCCUCACACCCAACCACUAAACCUCUCUCUAUCUCACCAUCCUCGAGCUCAUUUGGGGAUAAAUUUCUAAAUCUUUUCUUUUCUUAAACCUUUUGUGCUUCGAAUCAAAACUUAAAAAAAUUGGUGGAAUCAGAGAAAUGGGUUUCUCAAAUUGGAUUCUCUCAGUCAUUUACGCAGCUACCGUUUUCGUAUCGUGCUCUUUUGCUCUCACUCUCGAUGGGUAUGCUCUUUUGGAGCUGAAAAGCGGAUUCAAUGAUACGAGGAACUCGCUAGAUAACUGGAGAGAUUCAGACGAGUCUCCUUGUUCUUGGACUGGUGUCUCCUGUAAUCCUCAAGACCAUAGAGUCGUUUCCAUAAACUUACCUUACAUGCAACUAGGAGGGAUCAUAUCUCCUAGCAUUGGGAAACUUAGUAGACUUCAGAGACUGGCUCUUCAUCAGAACAGCUUACACGGGACAAUUCCUGAUGAGAUCACUAACUGCACUGAACUCAGAGCUAUGUACUUGAGGGGUAAUUAUCUUCAAGGAGAGAUUCCACUGAGUAUCGGCAACCUCACCUUUCUUACUAUCUUAGAUCUAUCAAGCAAUACACUGAAGGGUGCUAUACCUUCUUCAAUUAGUCGUCUCACACGUCUACGCUCCUUGAACAUGUCAGCCAACUUUCUCUCUGGGGAGAUUCCUGAUAUUGGAGUGCUCAGCAGAUUCGGACUUGAAUCCUUCACUGGUAACUUGGACCUCUGUGGACCGCAAAUUCACAAGCCAUGUAGAACAUCAAUGGGUUUCCCUGUUGUUCUUCCUCAUGCAGUAAGUGAUGAUGAUGAAUCAGAUCCUCCAAAGCGAUCGUCACGCUUGAUCAAAGGCAUCUUGAUCGGAGCAAUGUCUACAAUGGCUGUUGCAUUCAUCAUCAUCUUUGUCUUCCUUUGGGUUUGGAUGCUCUCAAAGAAGGAAAGAACAGUAAAGAAGUACACCGAAGUCAAGAAACAGAAAGAACCAUCAGAAACAAGUAAGAAGCUGAUUACAUUCCACGGUGAUCUUCCAUACUCCUCCACCGAGCUGAUCGAGAAGCUGGAGUCUCUUGAGGAGGAAGACAUUGUUGGUUCAGGAGGGUUUGGCACGGUCUACCGAAUGGUGAUGAACGAUCUCGGCACAUUUGCUGUCAAGAAGAUAGAUAGGAGCAGACAAGGAUCAGACCGAGUUUUCGAGCGAGAGGUUGAGAUUCUAGGAAGUGUCAAACACAUCAAUCUAGUGAACCUGCGUGGAUACUGCCGCUUACCUACUUCAAGACUUCUCAUCUAUGACUAUCUAACUCUUGGCAGCUUAGACGACCUCCUCCACGAACGAGCUCAAGAAGAUGGUUUGUUGAACUGGAACGCGAGAUUGAAAGUGGCGCUAGGUUCGGCGAGGGGGUUGGCGUAUUUGCACCAUGAUUGUAGCCCCAAGAUAGUGCACCGUGACAUAAAAUCAAGCAACAUUCUACUCAAUGAUAAGUUAGAGCCUAGAGUCUCGGACUUUGGUCUUGCGAAGCUUCUUGUUGACGAAGAGGCUCACGUUACCACAGUGGUAGCUGGCACCUUUGGCUAUCUUGCUCCCGAGUAUUUACAGAACGGUAGAGCAACGGAGAAGUCUGAUGUCUACAGCUUUGGAGUUCUUUUGCUUGAGCUCGUUACCGGAAAGAGACCAACAGACACGACAUUCGUUAACAGAGGGUUAAACGUUGUCGGAUGGAUGAACACUUUGUUGAAAGAGGAUAGAGUAGAGGAUGUAAUGGACAAGAGAUGUGUUGACGUGGAUGAAGACUCUGCUGAGGCAUUGAUUGAGAUAGCUGCGAGGUGUACCGCUGCUAACCCUGAGGACCGGCCGGCUAUGAACCAGGUGGUUCAGUUGCUUGAGCAAGAAGUUAUGUCGCCGUCUUCUGCGGUUGAUUACUAUGAUGAUUCCCAUUCUGAUUACUGUUAGGGCGUAUGGGGAGGCUGAAAAGUAACCGGGGAAUCGACAAACCGGACCGGUUUGAUUUAUUAUCUGCUUUUGCAUUAUGAAAGUGGUUUUGCACCGAGGGACUCUGUUUUGUAAAUUAGAAUUUGAAGAUUAUGUGAUUGUGGUGCAUUGUUCUUGUGCACGUUAAGGUUUAGUAAUGAAAUGUUCUACUCUGCAGCACUGUAAGCACUGAGCAGUAGAGAUUUUUUUUUUUUAAAGCAGAGAUACUUGAGAGGUC
Messenger RNA from Raphanus sativus (radish), 2229 nucleotides. Its product is annotated as LRR receptor-like serine/threonine-protein kinase FEI 2. Bases 156 to 1973 code for a protein of 605 amino acids. The record is from RefSeq and is a predicted model, not a curated record. NCBI's taxonomy places the organism in Eukaryota, Viridiplantae, Streptophyta, Magnoliopsida, Brassicales, Brassicaceae. Gene Ontology annotation, molecular function: protein binding; ATP binding; protein kinase activity. Gene Ontology annotation, biological process: protein phosphorylation. The transcript is spliced from 12 exons.